This is a messenger RNA of Portunus trituberculatus (swimming crab), 637 nucleotides long. Its product is annotated as collagen alpha-1(XV) chain-like. Bases 228 to 503 code for a protein of 91 amino acids. The record is from RefSeq and is a predicted model, not a curated record. NCBI's taxonomy places the organism in Eukaryota, Metazoa, Arthropoda, Malacostraca, Decapoda, Portunidae. The transcript is spliced from 3 exons.
ACAAGGAGUGACGGUAUUAGGAGAGUAGCCGUGUGCUGCUGGUGCCUUAUUUAACAUGGAUUUACGCUGGUCAGGACGGUGACACGAGCCGCGGCUGCCUGUGAGUGCUGGUGUAAGCUUGGUGUCUGGCUGAGAGUGCCAGCUGUAGCCUGGGGCUGCUGAGAACUGCCAUCAACACUACAAUACUGCUACGCCUGGCCGCCCUCAACCAGCCGUACACCGGAGACAUGAGGGGCGUGACGGGCGUGGACUACACCUGCUAUCGUGAGGCGCGGCGGGCGGGGCUGAGCGGAACCUUUAGGGCUUUCCUCACCUCCAGGAUCCAGAACCUUGACUCUAUUGUUAGGAGAGACGACGCUAACUUACCUGUCGUCAAUAUUAAGGGGGAGGUUCUCUUCAACACCUGGCGCGGGAUAUUCUCAGGUGAUGGCGGUCGCUUCAUGCAGAAACCGAGAAUAUUCAGCUUCGAUGGCAAGGAAGUACUGACGAGCCCUGAGUGGUGAGUGCCUUCCUUCACCGCCCUGGCUUGAGUUGACUAGAGGUGUAGAAAUGAGGAGGUUGGGAAGGAGAGGAAGGUGCGAGAGGGUGAAUGUAGUUGUAGUAGGCAGGCGUUGUAGACAGUUUGACGUGUUUUGUG